AUCAGUUUGGGAUAGCCUAUUAACUUGAAGCAAGAGCAGCUGGAAAUAUCCAAUCACUUCAAGUUUCCAUUCACUCUUCAACUCUACAGUAAUUGCUUCGGGUACAGGAAGGAUACAGGUGUUUGGGACUGAAUGCGACUCAGACUUGACCAAGGGGAAAUGAAUUUAAAAGGCAGCGGGACUCUUCUGAGGAUUCUUAUGAUGUUUCUCUUCUUCUCACGAAGUUUGCAGUGGACUUACAGAGAGCAUCAGGAUGAUGCGAACAGUGAAGUCUGUUCUGAGAACAAGAUUGUCACAACCAAAUAUCCUUGCUUAAAACCAACUGGAGAGGUGACAACUUGCUACAGGAAGAAAUGUUGUGAGGGGUUUAAGUUUGUGCUGGGCCAGUGCAUUCCUGAAGAUUAUGACGUGUGCGAAGGCGCCCCCUGUGAACAACAGUGCACGGACCACUUUGGACGGGUUGUGUGCACCUGUUACCCUGGUUACCGCUACGACCGGGAGCGACACCGGAACAGAGAGAAGCCAUACUGCCUGGACAUGGAUGAGUGUGCCAACAACAACAUGACGGUGUGCUCUCAGGUUUGUCUGAACUCUCCAGGGAGCUACAGGUGUGAGUGUGAGAAAGGCUUUUUCCUGGAAGAGGAUGGGAAGACCUGCACCAAGGGGGAGAGAGCAGCUCGCCUGUUUGAGACGUCAGACAACAUGAUGAAGGCUGGGGAAUGCUCUGCUACAUGUGAAGACUUCCACCACAUCAAGAAUACUGUCUUUCAGCUCAAACAAAAGAUUGCCAUGUUGCCCAGCAACGCUGAUGUUACCAAGCAGAUGACCAGUGAGAAGAGGCUGAUGUCACACUCCUUCCUCCCCGGGCCGCCUGGUCUGCCCGGUCCUCCAGGAGAUCCAGGGCCAAUGGGCCCCCCUGGCCACACAGGACUGUUGGGGCCCCCCGGCCCUCCUGGACCCAGGGGACUGAUGGGCCCCAUUGGGCCCUCGCCUGACCUGUCCUACAUGACGCAGGGCCGACGCGGGCCCAUGGGUCCUGUGGGGGCUCCAGGAAAAGAUGGCAUCAAGGGGGAGACGGGGGCUCCUGGACCUUCUGGACCUCCAGGCCCUCCCGGAUCCUUUGACUUCCUGCUGCUGUUGAUGGCUGACAUCCGUAACGAUAUCGUUGAGCUACAGAGCAAGGUGUUCGGCAGACUCAUGCAUUCUCCUGGAGAGGAGUUCCCUGUGGGGGUCCCAGAUACAUGGAGGGACAACCAGUCGCCUGGGAGGGAGGUCCACAUGGUUGGCCCAGAGAGCUGGAGGGACAACCAAUCGCCUGACAGCUGGAGGGAGAACCAAGAUAUCCUGGUGGACAUUGGCUCUGGAGAAGACAAACCAAAGGAUUACAAAACACGAAAUGUUGCCAAGGGCAACUCUGGAGAAGACUACAAACCACGCAGGAAGGAAGAGGACAGGAACAGGAAGAGGAAGAGGAAACCCAUGCGAGCCUCAACAACAGACUCAGACUUGGAUUGGACGUUUUGAAUUUGAGGCAGAUUUUCAGUAUUUCUUUGUAAAUAUUAAUAUCAAAGUAUUUUUUAUUGAACUGCUUAAAGUCACUCAAGUCAGAAUGUAUUUGUUUUUUUUUUCAUAAAAUCUCUAUUUUUAUAUUAUAAAUAGGAUUGUAAAUGUAUAUUUUAGUUUAAAAAAAUGGUAUUACAGUUAUGGACUUGAAUGUCUUCUUAGCUCAACAGCAUUUCACUCCUGAUACAUUUUAUUUAAAUGUUAAUGUCUCAAAUUGUAAAGGCUUUCUUCCAGGGGUGAAGGAGAGGACCAAAGUGCAGCGCGGCUAGUGUUAAACAUGUUUAAUAUAACAACAAUUGAACACUACAAACAACAAACAAAAUAACAAACCGUGAAAACCGAGACAGUCCUAUCUGGUGCAGAACAAACACAGAGACAGGAAACAAACACCCACAAAACACCAGUGAAACCCUGGCUGCCUUUGUAUGACUCUCAAUCAGAGACAAACGAUACACACCUGUCUCUAAUUGAGAAUCAUACCAGGCCGAACACAAAACCCCACAUAGAAAUAGAACACCUAGACUAACCCACCCAACUCACGCCCUGACCAACUAAAACAAAUACAUAACAAAGGAAAACAGGUCAGGAACGUGACACAAAUGUUAACUUUCUUGCUUAAAUGUGGUUUCCACCCUGUUAUAGACUCAUGCACACAUGAGAAUAGUCCAAUUCAGAGUCCAAUUCGCCCUACCCCUAAAUCCUAGAUAGAAUAUGUAACUCAAUUUCUUUGCUCCUAAUCACCACAGCUUUGUUUGUUCGUUGCCUCAGCCACACUAGCCAAGGAUUGUUUCUGGUUGCUAUGGCUGCUAAGUAAGUGUGUAACACUCCUCCAAAGCCAAGUGGUUGCUAUGGCUGCCGAGCCUCCAGGAGAAUGGUCCUUGACAGAAAGAAGAAGAAAGGUCAUGGAGAGUACCACUGGAGAUAGAUUGAGCAACUUUUCAAGAAAUGGAAUAUUCCAGUGUUUUUAAGUGGCACCAUAUUAUAUUUGAGCAGAUCCAAGUCUAGGCUUAUGUGGUCAAAAGUGGGUAUUUUACAAUUCAAACAUAAAUCAGACAUGUAAAGAAACUGGAAAAUAAAUGCAGUACUAACAGAAA
This is a messenger RNA of Salvelinus fontinalis (brook trout), 2657 nucleotides long. RefSeq names its product collagen and calcium binding EGF domains 1 (gene ccbe1). NCBI's taxonomy places the organism in Eukaryota, Metazoa, Chordata, Actinopteri, Salmoniformes, Salmonidae. The transcript has 11 exons. The coding region runs from base 133 to 1524 and encodes 463 amino acids. The record is from RefSeq and is a predicted model, not a curated record. Gene Ontology annotation, molecular function: calcium ion binding.